AUGGCACCUACAGCCUCGCCGCCAUGCCCAAAGCAUGAUCUCUCGGUUUUUCCAGAAGCCCUGAAGGGCAAAAAAGUCUUGCUCUGUACCGAGUCCUUCGGUCCCGUCAAUGGCGUCAGCCGGACAACGCUGAUGCUUGUCAAUCAUCUACGCGCCAACGGGUGCGACCUCGCCGUCGUCUCGCCGCACAACUCUACCAAGGUCAACACUUUCAUCCCCAAAUUUACCGCCACUGCGCCGCCGACAUCUUCCAAUGGUGGCACUGGCACCACCGCGGCAGCCUCCAAGGAUAUUGAGGUCCGCCUCCACGGCUACCCCGUCCCCUUCAACCCAGAGCUCAGCAUAGCCUACCUCGUUCGCCUCUCGGAACUCUACCGCCGCACCUUCGGCUGCCCGCCCGACCUGAUCUAUCUCGCGUCGCCUGCUAGCCUCGGCUUUCAGGUCAUGCUGCAGCUGCGCCAACGGCACCGGCGCGAUCAGGUCCCCGUAAUCUGCAAUUUCCAGACCGACCUUGCCGGCUAUUGCAAAACGCUGUUCCCGUGGCCGAUGGGCGACAUUGCUGACUACACAUUUGCGGCGGUGCAGAGCUUCCUCUUCAGGCACGCCAGCGUGCGGACCAUCUUUUACCCCAGCACAUAUGUGCGCCGGUACCUGGAGCGGCACCGUGUGCAGGGUGACAAGAUGGAGUCUCUGACGCGAGGGGUGGAUGCAGACAUGUUUCAUCCCGAGAAGAGGAGCGAGUUGCUGAGAGAGAGCAUAGCCCCAAAUGGCGAGAUCAUACUGAUCUGCGUGGCGAGGCUCGCGGCGGAGAAGAGCUUUGAUUUCCUCGCCCUCGUGGCCCAGGAGUUGGACGCGCGCGGUCUGGACUUCAAAUUGUACAUCGUCGGCGGAAACCGCCAGGUGGAGGUUGAGGCAGAGAUCAAAGACCUCUUUUCCGACCUGGUGCGGAAGGGCAAGGUCAUCUUCGCGGGUUUCAAGGUCGGCGAGGCGCUGGCCGAGUCAUAUGCCAGCGCUGAUGUGUUUCUGCACUGCUCCGUCUCCGAAACGUUUGGGCUUGUGGUGCUCGAGUCGUUUGCCUCGGGUGUGCCUGUCGUGGCGAGGGAUAUGGGAGGGCCCAGCGACACGGUCAGCGAUGGUGUGAGCGGGUUUCUCACGCCGCCUGAUGAUCUUUCUGCAUUUGUGGACAGGGUCGUACUCUUGGCGAAUGACAGGGAGCUGAGGGACAGGUUCAGAGAAAGUGCGCUGAAGCAGGCGCGGGAGGCGACCUGGGACAAGAUCAACAACAAGGUGGCAUGGAAGAUGGUGGACACGAUCCAACAGAGGGAGGUGGACCUCGCGGAGAUGAGGAUGGAUGAUAGAGACGUUGAACAAAGCCCGAGCAUCUCUGCUGCGCCAGUGUUCGGGUGGCUGAUGUUGAGUGAUGCUGUGCGAGAGACGGUGGUAGGUUCCAAGCUCGCUGCCGCGCUGGGGGUCAUCAUGGGCUUCUGGGGUCUGGUUGGUGUGUAUCUGGUCUUCACCAAGGCGACGCGAUGGGUCAAGAGUCUCUUCAGCAGGCCUUAA
This is a messenger RNA of Diaporthe amygdali, 1560 nucleotides long. RefSeq names its product glycosyltransferase family 4 protein. The record is from RefSeq and is a predicted model, not a curated record. NCBI's taxonomy places the organism in Eukaryota, Fungi, Ascomycota, Sordariomycetes, Diaporthales, Diaporthaceae. Gene Ontology annotation, molecular function: glycosyltransferase activity. The transcript has a single exon. Bases 1 to 1560 code for a protein of 519 amino acids.